Microplitis mediator is the source of this 1379-nucleotide messenger RNA. It is a transcript of the gene bai, whose product is annotated as transmembrane emp24 domain-containing protein bai. The record is from RefSeq and is a predicted model, not a curated record. Gene Ontology annotation, cellular component: endoplasmic reticulum-Golgi intermediate compartment; COPII-coated ER to Golgi transport vesicle; endoplasmic reticulum. NCBI's taxonomy places the organism in Eukaryota, Metazoa, Arthropoda, Insecta, Hymenoptera, Braconidae. The coding region runs from base 193 to 825 and encodes 210 amino acids. The transcript is spliced from 5 exons. Gene Ontology annotation, biological process: endoplasmic reticulum to Golgi vesicle-mediated transport; intracellular protein transport; Golgi organization.
UUUUUUCAUAUCUCAAUGGCUGCCAACUCAUCACGAUGUUGACAGACGUACGUGGUUGACAUUGUUAGCAAUAGUACUAAGAACAAUAUACUUGUAAAAACAAAAAAAGUGUAUAAAAUAAUUAAAAUAGAGCGGAAUUUGUCUAUAGUAAUAUAUAAUAAAUAGACUGUUAAUAAUAUAAAUAUCGUUAAAAUGAAAUCAGUGUUUUAUUGUGUAGUGGCGUUACUAUUAAUAGUAAUAGCCGAUGUACAGAGUAUAAUGUUUGAAUUACAGCCGAGUGCUAGAAAAUGUUUAAAAGAAGAAAUACAGGCACAAGUAUUGGUUUCUGGUGAAUAUCAAGUAUCCGAAGCCCCAGGGCAACGUGUUGACUACGUGGUAAAAGAUUCUAAAGGUCAUAUACUGUCACAAAAAGAAGAUAUUCCUCAUGAAAAAAAUUUAAAGUUUUCAUUCGUUACUGAAAAUUAUGACACCCUAGAAAUUUGUUUCACUUCACAUUUACCAGCUCAUCAACGAGGCAUGAAACAAGACAUUUUAUUAAUAACUAAACAUGGUAUCGAAGCUAAAAACUACGAAGCGCUCGGUGAAGCUGCGAAAUUGAAGCCUAUUGAAAUUGAAUUGAAGCGCUUGGAAGAUUUAUCUGAGAGUAUUUUCCAAGAUUUCGCGAGAAUGCCCCAAAGAGAAGAAGAAAUGAGAGCUACAAAUGAGCAAACAAACUCACGUGUGUUGUACUUUAGUAUAUUUUCAAUGUGCUGUCUUUUAGGUUUAGCAACAUGGCAAAUAUUUUAUUUAAGACGUUUCUUCAGAGCUAAAAAAUUAAUAGAGUGAGCUUAAAUAAUUAUAAGUCUUCCGUGAUUAAGCGUAUUUUUUCAUCAGUUUAUAAAAUUAUGUAUCAAAGACACGUAAAAUUAAAUGAUGCGCAAAUAAAUAAAUAUCUUAAAUCUUAAAUAAUAAAUAAAUUCAAGAGAAGACUUAAAAGUCAUAUUUUUCAGAGUGAUUAGAAUGUAAACGUAAUUUAAAUUAAAAAAGAUAAAUCCAUUGUACAAAAUAACUGUUCUGCCAUUUUUCACCUUGUCACUCACGUUUUUUAUUAUACGAUCAAUUGUAACUUUGGAUAAAGUAUAGUCCAAUUAAAUUUUUAAUCUGCUGAAUUUAAAUAAUUAUUACUAUUAAUUUAAAUUGUAAAUAAUUGAAAAGUAUUUGAUUUUUGAAUUUAUUAAUAUUGAUUUGUUAUUUUUUUUUAACUUUCAUACGACCUUGUUUUUUGUAUUCGAAGAAUUCAAUUCUUUAAAAAAAAAUUAUUUAAAUAUAAUUAAAAUAAAAUACUUUUCAAUUUAUAAUAACUGGCGAUAUUGUAAUUAAUAAAUAAUUAUUAAUAUUAA